CUACUCAAGCUACCGAAGCUACCGAAGCUACUCAAGCUACUCAAGCUACUCAAGCUACUCAAGCUACCAAAGCUACUCAAGCUACUCAAGCUACUCAAGCUACUCAAGUUACUCAAGCUACUCAAGCUACUCAAGUUACUCAAGCUACCAAAGCUACUCAAGCUACCAAAGCUACUCAAGCUACCAAAGCUACUCAAGCUUACUAGCUUAGUAUUAUCUGAUAGUUUUGCAUUUGAUACAGAAACUGAUCGCUCAGCAUUUGACUUAGUUGAUGAUUAAUGAGACUAUAGUCUGAGGAAAAUGACACGUACCGUCAGACUUAAGCCAGGCAGCAUCAUUAGCUUUAUGAAUAAUGACUAAGCUUGUGAAUCCUGAAGUAAACCCUGUUCUUUUUUCAACGCGUUGAGCAUAAGAAACAGCAACGGGAGUAAAUUACGCAGAUUGUCCCUGCAACAUAAAGAUGUCGAUGGUUUAUUGAAUCUGUUACAACCCAACAAUCCUGCAACGAUUGAAAAGCUAGUCGUUUUGGC
This is a messenger RNA of Mycotypha africana, 530 nucleotides long. RefSeq lists its product as uncharacterized. The transcript is spliced from 2 exons. The annotation marks the transcript as partial. The record is from RefSeq and is a predicted model, not a curated record. NCBI's taxonomy places the organism in Eukaryota, Fungi, Mucoromycota, Mucoromycetes, Mucorales, Mycotyphaceae.